UGCUAAUAAAUUAGCAAAUAAAGGAAAAUCUUAUUCUCACCAAGAAAAAAUGAAAUUCGUACUUGCAAUUUUGGCUGUAUGCCUUUUAACUGUCAAUGGUGCAGUUGUGAACUAUGAAGGUCUCGUAAAUGAUAUGAUCAAUGAUGCUAAGAAUUCAGCUAUACAAACUGGAGUUGCAUUGGAACAUCAAUAUGAAAACAUUGUUGUAGAUCCUUUGCAUCAAGUUGAGGAAGCCGUUGAUAGUAUUGAGUCCCGUCGUGAAGAGAGCGAUACCUGUGUAGCUGCUGAGAAUGAAGUAGUUGAGGCUGUUGUCAACACCAUGCAUGAUGAAAUGAAUGUAUGCGGUAUUGUCGCUGCUAAAACUUCUGCUGAAAUAAUGAUUGACGUUAAUGCUGCUACUCAACAAAUUGUUUUCGAUGGCAUAGACGUUGCAAGAACUUACCAAAAAUGCAGAAACUACAAGAAUCCAGUACUUAAAAACUCCUGCUAUGUUAAGUUGUCAGUUAAGGGUGGCUUAUACAUGAAGAAUGCACGCAAAUCCAUGAAAGUCAUUAAUGACAGCAAAAACGUGCGUGUACCAGCUGUAUUCACAGAUGCUGACUCCUGCACCCAUGUUGCUUCCGAUAAGGCCGUCGAGGAUUUGAAUAAUGUACACACCAGUAUUGACAGUUGUAUUGUUAAAAUGACUGCUUAAUCUGUUUGAUUUGUCAUAAUAAAUUAAUUUGAUAGCGAA
Molecule: messenger RNA, 733 nt
Organism: Teleopsis dalmanni
Lineage: Eukaryota; Metazoa; Arthropoda; Insecta; Diptera; Diopsidae
Exons: 2
Coding region: 50-694 (214 amino acids)
Source: RefSeq, a predicted model, not a curated record